GGGCCACUUCAGAAGUGGACGGGCCCAGCGCGCCUGCGCGGAGCGGCCCUGCGCGCAGCGAGCGGCGGCGAGGGAAGGCACCGGUGGGGCCGGCGAGCGAAGUCCCAGUGCGCGCCGCGGCGGCCGGGGUGCCCUCCCCUUCCGGGCGUGCGGCGCUGCGAGGAGCGCCGAGCGGAGCGGACUCGCACCGGCAGCGCCCGCGUCUCCUCGGCCCGGCCGCUCAGGGCUUCGGCGCGCCCGUCGCGGGGCCCGUGUUCCUCGGCAGCCCCGGCUCCAGCAGCCCGCGGAGCCUGUCCCCAGCCCUCCGGAAGCCCCGGCGCCCGCCCGGGCCCUGUCGUGGAGGAUGACGGAGCUGCAGUCGGCGCUGCUACUGCGGAGACAGCUGGCAGAACUCAACAAAAAUCCAGUCGAAGGCUUUUCAGCAGGUUUAAUAGAUGACAAUGAUCUCUACCGAUGGGAAGUCCUUAUCAUUGGACCUCCAGAUACACUUUACGAAGGUGGUGUUUUUAAGGCUCAUCUCACUUUUCCAAAAGAUUAUCCCCUUCGACCUCCUAAAAUGAAAUUCAUUACAGAAAUCUGGCACCCAAAUGUUGAUAAAAAUGGUGAUGUGUGCAUUUCUAUUCUUCAUGAGCCUGGGGAAGAUAAGUAUGGUUAUGAAAAGCCGGAAGAACGCUGGCUUCCCAUCCACACUGUGGAAACCAUCAUGAUUAGUGUCAUUUCUAUGCUGGCAGACCCUAAUGGAGAUUCACCUGCUAAUGUUGAUGCAGCGAAAGAAUGGAGGGAAGACAGAAACGGGGAAUUCAAAAGGAAAGUUGCCCGCUGUGUAAGAAAAAGCCAAGAGACUGCUUUUGAGUGACAUUUAUUCAAUAGCUAUAACUUCACUUAUUUCAGGGUCUCCAGUUGAGAAAUGUGGCACUGUUUUUCCUGCACUCUACCCACCUAUUGCUGGACUUCUGUUGUAACAAGUUGGCAAACACUGGCUGGAACUGGGCUGCAAUAAAACAUGCCAGUAUCAAUGCUGACAAGAGCCUAACAAGUGCCAACUUACAGAUGAUUACGCAUUUUGAAUUCUAAUGAACUGUUUUAACCUUCAGGAAGAAUUGUAAAGACCUGUACAUAGCACAACAUGAUCCGGAUAAUAUAUAUACUGUUCAUGUACAUCCACCAAUACAUCUUGUACCAAAUAAUGCUUUCUUGUAGUAGAAUAAGAAUCGUGUAAAUUCUAAAAGAUUUUAGCAGGGUUUCUUUACCUAUUCAUUGUUUCUUAUCAGUUUUAAAAGACUCCUUUAAAGCAUGUCAGAUGAAAAGCAAUUAGGAUUAAAAGUUUCCAUUUAAUUUCCUUUAAACCAUUGAGAUUUCAUUAAAAUCUUUUCACUUACUAAACUUUUGUAUCUUCUUUGUUUUGACACACUCCCCUUUGCUUUUCUCUCUUCUAUCUGCCAGAAUGUUCUCCAAUCAUUUAGUUCAAAUAUUGAAAUACUUAAUAAGCAACUACUUGAUUUUUAAUGAUGACCUCAGUGUGGUCAUCACUAGGUGCUUUGUCCUUUUUGUAUUCUAGCGCAACCUGUGUCUUGGAUUGGAUGUAGCAAUAAUACUUUUUGGCUAUUAAGAGCUCUUGAACUCAGUUAUUACUUCCAAGAACUAAAAAAAGUUGAUCCUGAAUUCAGGUUAUUGAAAAAUUUCCCAAACAGUGCAAGAUUUUAUCUGAUUUGUUUCAUUUUUUGCCCGAUUUUGCAGUUACCUACUGUUAAGGUUGGAUGCUAAAGCAUGCACAGAUACAGGCUUUUUUUUCUGGGUUUGCAAUUAAAAGUGCUGUUUAUCCUAAUACCCUUUUCCUUUGUCCUUUAUAUUUCUUUGCCUCUAUUCCUUCUACUGCAGAUUUUUCUCACCUAUUGUACAAAGAGAUUGCGAUGUAUAUUUUCAUGUAAUUUGAUUUUGGAAUUCUGUCACCUUAUGUAGUGAGUUCUUCCAAAAUACAAUUUUUUUUCCAAUAAUUGUCAAGUUGUUGGCUUUUAUUGUAUCAAAUGAAGGUUAUAUUAUUGAGUGCUAGAGAAGUGCAGUUGAGAAAAAUCUCAGGUUGAUUUUUUUAUGCAAACAAACUUAGUACUUGAAAAUCACAUGGCCAUUGCAGUGUAUAAUAGUUUGUUUUCAAUGACUUUCAAAGGAUUACAGAGGUAUAAUAAAUGCCUUGUUAUUUGACAUACAGAUUCUGAUGCUAAUGUAGUAGGGUAUAUUUGAGCGUAAGUAUAUUUCAUAUCAUGCAGUUUUCUGAAACAACUUAAAAAAUGGUGAAAUGAGCAUGUGCAGUGUUAAGUCAGAUCCAGGUUCUCUGUUUGGUGUGAGGCUGAAAUUAGGAUGUAAUCUAUGGCAUAUGAGGGAUAGAAACAUAGACAGUACUAGAUGGGACAUGAUGUUAAAAGUGUGAGAAUUGGUAUAUCUCUGCCCUGUGGAAGUUGGAGAAAUGCUUCAGCAGAUUUCUUCCAUAACCCCAUCCUCUACAAAUAAUUGCAUUAAAAAUAAUUCUUUUGUCAAUCAAAAGUAAAAUGCUUGAAGAUGCAGUAAUGGUAGAUUGCCUUUUGUAAAUCCCAGUUUGUUCUGUACUCUAAAGUAUUAUAAAAAGCCAUAACUAUGUGAUAAUUCAUUAUGAAGAUGAUUUUUUUUUAUUGAAGCCCAGUUUUUUUUUUCAAGAACUUUGAGACUUGCUUUUUUCCCGAAGACUAAAAUUUUUGCAUCAAAAUGCCAGUAUUGCACUCUUACCUGGGACUUUGAAUGCAAUCUCUUUAGUAAAAGAAAUUGUAAUUUCUUUUACUAAAUUUCUUAUUUACAUAAGAAAUUGUUCAUUCUGUGGUUGCUUUUGGCAAACUGGAAUCAGAAUUUGGCUCUCUUUAUGAUGUAACUGCUUUGCAAACUGUUCACUUAAAUCCUGGGAUUUGACAUUUUGGGGAAUAGCAAAGGACCUCGUAGCUCAGGGACAACUAACUGUUUGAACUUUAAGUGCCACUUCUAUGCAGUUAUUUUGGGAUAAUUAUGGGGUAUUUCUUAGAGCUAGAUCUACAAGAAAGGAGAAAAGGAGUGAGUAUACUUCUCUUCACACUUUUUUCCACCUAAGCCCUGAUGUGCUACAGAAUUACCUGCCUAGGUAGUAAACUUCUUUUCCUGUCAGAGGUAUCAUCUGUGCCUUUUAAGUGUUCAUCUGACAACUUCAAUGCCUCUACAUUUACGAUAAAACCACAUUCAGGUGACAGUAAUCCAGGUGGCUUUUGUCGCACCAGUGUCUCAUUAGUGUGAGGCAAGUCCUCUGCUUUAGGGAAAUCCACCCCCCAAACUCCCAAGCUUGUGCCAAUUAUGAACUUAGGAAUUGUGGAGGUGUUGACUAUUUCCUAAAUUGAUUCCAAGUUCUUGUGAAGACUUAAGAGAUUUCAGUUUGCCCAUAAGAAGGUGCAAAAUCUCGAAAAUCUCAGUGGCUUUUUUUUUCUUUUUUUUUUGGGUCACGCCUGGUGGUGCUCAGGGGUCACUCCUAGCAGUGCUCAGGGGACCAUAUAGGAUGCUGGAAUCAAACCCAGGUCGGCUGCAUGCAAGGAAAACGCCCUACCUGCUGACUAUGGCUCUGGUCCCACUCAGUGGCUUUCUAGCCUCUCUUUGUGAUUUUAAAAUCCAUAUGAUGUUGGUUUCCUUGUCAUUAUAAUAUCUUUGUGAGGUUAUUUCACUAAGUUCUGUAAUCACUUGGGUGUUACAGUAUCUUUAAUGGCCUUCAUUCUCAGUUGUGAAUAUUAAUUUUAUAUGCUCCCUCAUCCUCUACAAAUCUGCCCAUUUGGGUUCUGGUGCCUGUGUAUCUUUGCCUGUCUGGUCUCCAGUUGGUGGAAUUACCUUUUUGUACUGCCACUUCUCAGCAUCUUUGAAAUUUGACAUAUUGUUGCUUCAUUCCAGUUUUUUUUUUUCAGUUCUGUAAUUUGUUGAUUGUAUUUAACUAUGUGAGUUUUGUUGUGAUGUUUACUGUAUUGUAAAGCACCUCAAUCAUGUGGUGGGUGCUCUAUAAAUCAAUAAAUGAUGACUUAGAGGCUG
Sorex fumeus (smoky shrew) is the source of this 4062-nucleotide messenger RNA. It is a transcript of the gene UBE2G1, whose product is annotated as ubiquitin conjugating enzyme E2 G1. Gene Ontology annotation, molecular function: ubiquitin conjugating enzyme activity. Bases 344 to 856 code for a protein of 170 amino acids. Gene Ontology annotation, biological process: proteasome-mediated ubiquitin-dependent protein catabolic process; protein polyubiquitination. The record is from RefSeq and is a predicted model, not a curated record. The transcript has 6 exons. NCBI's taxonomy places the organism in Eukaryota, Metazoa, Chordata, Mammalia, Eulipotyphla, Soricidae.